Molecule: messenger RNA, 750 nt
Organism: Eublepharis macularius
Lineage: Eukaryota; Metazoa; Chordata; Lepidosauria; Squamata; Eublepharidae
Gene: COL25A1
Product: collagen type XXV alpha 1 chain
Exons: 13
Coding region: 1-750 (249 amino acids)
Source: RefSeq, a predicted model, not a curated record
AUGAAGGGUGAACCAGGUUUCAUUGGUCCACAGGGGGAACCUGGAUUACCAGGGUUGCCUGGGACAAAGGGUGAAAGGGGAGAAGCAGGGCCUCCUGGGAAAGGUGAGCGAGGUGAACCAGGAGUUCCAGGGCCAAAGGGGAGGUCAGGUGAAUCUGGAGCUAGAGGGCCAAAGGGGUCUAAGGGUGAUCCUGGAGACAAAGGUGAUUUGGGUGCUGUAGGUCCAAAGGGCCCACCAGGACAAAAAGGCGAUCAAGGUGCCACAGAAAUCAUUGACUACAAUGGCAACAUCCAUGAAGCCUUACAGGGUCCUCCUGGCCCCCCUGGCCCCCAAGGGUUGCAAGGGUCAAAGGGGGAGCCUGGAUCCCCAGGAAUUUCAGGAGCUGAUGGGGAGCAGGGGCCAAAAGGCUCAAAGGGGGAGAUGGGUGACCCUGGAAUCCCAGGAGAAAAAGGAGGGAUUGGACUUCCAGGAUUGCCGGGAUCCAAUGGUAUGAAAGGAGACAAAGGAGAUGUUGGCUUGCCAGGUCCUCAAGGCCCUUCCAUUAUUGGACCACCAGGACCUCCUGGCCCACAUGGUCCACCCGGGCCUAUGGGGCCUCAUGGACUACCAGGCCCAAAGGGUGUAGAUGGCCCAGUUGGUCCACAUGGUCUUGCAGGUCCAAAAGGAGACAGAGUGAGUGAGAUCGCCUCAAACACCUUAAUACCAGGCCUGUCACCAACCCAAGAUGUCCUGAUUGAGAAACUGUAUUGA